This is a messenger RNA of Exophiala oligosperma, 5011 nucleotides long. RefSeq lists its product as uncharacterized. The transcript has a single exon. The record is from RefSeq and is a predicted model, not a curated record. Bases 362 to 4384 code for a protein of 1340 amino acids. Gene Ontology annotation, cellular component: cytoplasm. Gene Ontology annotation, molecular function: phosphatidylinositol binding. Lineage: Eukaryota; Fungi; Ascomycota; Eurotiomycetes; Chaetothyriales; Herpotrichiellaceae. Gene Ontology annotation, biological process: signal transduction; regulation of GTPase activity.
CACCAUCAGCACCACCACCUACAUCGUCCAAACACCAAACAAUCCCUCCCUAACAAUUGACGGCACCCAAUCACUCCCUCCACGAUCUUUUCGCCUCUUCUCCCGGCGCUUACAUGCACACUUGAGCUUGUCGACUGUUGCGCUUUUAACUCGUCCGGGGCUUUUGCAGGAGCACGAACGACCGAACCUCUUACACUUCUCGUUAGACCCGUCUGCGCGAUUCCACACCUUUUUCACCCUCAUUUCUCACGCCGCCGUUUACGGCUGGCCUGUCAGCGGUCCCCAAGUGUUCUCCCCUGAUCCUCAUGGCUUGAGGCCAGAAUCUUAGGUUCCUCAUGCCGCCGAACAGUCGUUUCCCGAUAUGUCGACCCUGAGCGAAGCAACCUCCCGCUCACCCCAGAUCCGUUUGAGCCCAUCAGCCGCCACUGUUUCGUCCCCUUCACCGACUGAUCCUCAAACCUACGUCUCGAACUCCCGCAGGCCUGCCCAGAAUGUCCUUGGGAACAAUCUGAUUCCUCGAGACUAUCUGAGCUCGAGACCUGGUCCUGGUCCUGGUCAAUCAAGAUACUCCGAGGACACUCCCACUCCCACCCCUCAGCAGAUGAGUACUGGCUCUGAUGCGGCGAUAAAGAGUGCUCCAAUAAACAUACCGCAGGGUAAACCUGCUCUAGCACGCGGCGAGGCCGGCAGCAUUGGUACAAGCAAGUCGGGAUUGGGUGCAAGUCCCUCUUCGAGCCUCACCGAGUCGAGAGACAACGAGCCACCUCCCCUGUCCGAAUCACCAAAGUCGUAUGGUUCGCUCCAAACGAGCGCACCGCCCGUGACGAACAUGCCUCGCACGUCCUCGAUAGAUUCGGCCAUCUCGAACAUCUCCACGCAGUCGCACGUUCAGAAGCAACCAACAGAUACGAAGGAACCGUCUAGGGAAGAAGUCCUGAACCUAAUUGCCACAGCUGGCUCAGCGGAGACUCUUGUUCUGCAUCUCUUGAGGGACAAGAACCAUGCUGCUGCACAGAAUGCGCAAUUAUGGAAACUAGUGGACAAACAAAGAACUCUGCUUUUGGGCUUGAACAAGGACUUAGAGCGUGUAACGAAGGAAAGGGACCGUUACAGGAAGAAAGUCAAGGAAUUACAAUCUCAGACACCAGCUGUUCCCGCGGUGAGCGUCCGGCCGGAUGACGGUGAAUCACCACGAUCAGAUGGCGAUGUGUCAAGCACUUCGAGGGACAUGAGCACAAUAUCAGCGUCCGAGUCGAAACUCAGAGCUGAACAUCAAACGCCUAGCAAACAUGGGACGGUACAAACACAGAGCUCACCGAUAGACCCAGCCAUGAUGCCUCCUCCUCUUCACCUACAGCAGGCGCCGAAAAUCCAGAGUCUUGUCACAGACAUUGUACAGCCUGUCUUUGCAGUGACCGAGGCGACACCGCUCUCAGACAAGGCUCCAAAGUCUUUUCAAGCGUCUAGGAAAGCUCCACCAAGACCUCUUGACCUACGUCCUACAAAAGAAGAACUCGCGAGUACCGAGGUGGUCGUCAGCGAUGGCGAUGAUGACGAAGUACGACUACCCAUGGAGCGCGGAAGGCGGAAGACACGAGAGGAAGACGAUCGCGAACGUGAGCUCCUUGUCAUCAAAGAACAGGAAGCCAGAAGCCGCUCUAAAAAGGACAAGGAGAAGAAGGGCAAAGACGAGACAACAGAGGUAGUGCUGGAUGACAUGCCUCUUCCCCCGCCAGCCCAUUCGCCGCCAGCAGUGCCCAGACAGGCUCAACCAAGCGAAACCAAAAUGCAAGACCACCUCUCGCCCUCAUCAACACUUUCAGCUGUUUCAUCAACUCAGCUGUCUGUCCCUCUACGAAGCCCCGGGCUUCCGACCAGCCCGCGACCGUUUCCUUCUAUGGGAGCUACGCUUCCAAUGUCGCCACGAGCGCCAAAGAACAAUUUCCCAUUGUCUCCUAGAGCACCUAAGCAAGCUCUCCCGAACCCUACCACACCGGGUCAGGAGACACCAGCCCCUGGCAGUCACAAGAAGGUCGCCCCGUCGCAACUCUCGAAGAUGGACACAAAUUCCGCCAAGGAUGACAUGGGCCGACUUCAAGUGCACGAGUCUCCCCUGAGCCCGGACGAAGCCCCUCCUGUGAGUCGCUCACUUGUCAGCCCAACCUGGCCUGACUUCUUAUUGCCUCCCAACGCUCUUCCCUCGAUCCAAAUCAAGGUGGCAUCUUCGCGACUACGGCCCUCUAGGAAUAGCAUUCUCGGGGUGAAAGGAACGGAGGAAGCUUCCGUAUUUAGCCUUUCCAUUUUCGAACGAGCGACUACAGCAGAGCUCUGGCGGGUUGAGAAAGUACCAACGUCGCUCCCAAGCCUGGACCAGCAGCUUCGCCCACGUUGCGCAGAUUUGCCAAAAAUCCCAGAACGGAAAUUGUUCUCUGGUCACUCUCCAGUCAUAAUUGAUUCACGGAGAGCUGCGAUAGAAUCAUACUUUGAAGAGCUCCUGGACACACCAAUGGACGAGCAAGCUGCUGCAGUAAUAUGUAAAUAUCUAUCUACGGAUGUGAUGGAUUCGCAACUUAAUUUGCCAAUUCAGAAGAGCGAAGAGUCACAGAACAAGACAAAGCCGCCACCGAGUGCAGGCAUCCCAACGAAGUCUGGGUACUUGACCAAGAAAGGCAAAAAUUUCGGAGGGUGGAAAUCAAGAUACUUCGUGCUGGAUAGUCCCGAGCUGAGGUACUUUGAGGCACCAGGCGGCGCCCAUUUAGGGACUAUCAAAUUGCUCAAUGCACGCAUUGGGCGACAGACACAGACGGAUCCUGCGGCAAACGCCGAAGUUGACACGGAGAACCAGUAUCGGCAUGCUUUCCUGAUUCUUGAGCCCAAGCGGAAAGACAACAGCAGCUAUGUUCGUCAUGUUCUCUGUGCGGAAAAUGAUUUCGAAAGAGAUGAAUGGGUCGAGACUCUUCUUCAUUACAUCGAUGAGAGACCUGCAGAGCCCAAAUCUCAGUAUGGUGCGGGGAUUCCAAGCACACAAGCCAAAGAUGCCAAAGCUUCUUAUAAGAAUGCCGUUGAAGAGGGAGGUCCGAAGGCAGCUGCGAGUCCCAAGCUCAUCCAGUCUCAGAGUGAUACUCCGUCACCAUCCAAUGCAUCCAGUCAUACUUCCGAAUAUACACAAGAGGCAGCAUCAAAAUCGGUCAACAUCUCUGGUCCGAUGAACGGGGGUGUGAUCUCAGAUGCUGGACUCUGGGGCAACAAAUCAGUCGGACAUGGCAGCAGCAAAGAACGGGAGCAGAAAAAGCGCACCCUCUUCGAUCACUUCAGAAAGUCCUCGUACGAACAGCUUGCAGCGGCGCCACAAUCGGCUCAGCCCAAGCGAAUUGACCACAACGCUCACCGUGGGGGCCAUGUCAGACCGGUCUUCGGUAUGCAACUUCAAGAGGCUGUAGAGUAUUACUCACCUACCGAUGUGGAUGUAUAUCUACCUGCCGUUGUCUAUCGAUGCAUCGAAUAUCUUCGAGCCAAAAAUGCAGCCAGCGAAGAAGGCCUGUUCCGUCUCAGCGGUUCCAAUAUUGUCAUCCGAGCGCUCAAAGACCGCUUCAAUACCGAAGGCGAUGUGGACUUGUUGACGGAUGAGGAAGAUUACGACGUGCACGCGGUUGCUUCACUUUUCAAGACGUACCUUCGGGAGCUUCCGUCGACCAUCUUGACCCGAGAGCUACACUUAGAGUUCAUCAAAGUUCUUGACUUGCAUGACAAGGCUGAGAAAAUUACCGCAUUCAAUGGCUUGGUUCACCAACUCCCAUCGGCCAACUUUUCGUUGUUGAGGACACUUUCGGCUUAUUUGCUCGAGGUGGUGCAGAAUUCGGAUCGCAACAAGAUGAGUGUGAAGAAUGUUGGGAUUGUCUUCUCGCCCACUCUGAAUAUCCCAGCACCGGUGUUUGCCAUGUUCUUGACCGAGUUCGAGGCUAUCUUCGAAAAGACCAACGACCAAGGAUCAAUCCGUUCGACUGAGAUCGAUCGUGCUGGUGCCUUGACUCCCGAGGAUAUUCGGUCACCUCGUCGAAUGAUGUUUACCGACCUCCCGACGCCAGCAUACAAUCAGAGUAGUUUCUCUCACAACGCGAGCGCGAUGGCGGCAUCUCCGGGUCAAGGUUCGAGUGAUCAUCACAUGGACACCGCCAGUGAUGUUGGCUUUUCACCCAUCCACCCUUCCUACGAAACACGGAGCUACGUAUCAAUUCCACACGAUAUGCCGAUGCAACCGCGUUAUCCACCUCCACAACCACCGUCGGGUAGCCAAAGAUAUGGGGGAUCGAAUAACAUGCUUGUUCCUGAGAACGCGGCCAGCGCCAAGGCCAAGCGACGAGAAAGUGCAAUGCUAUUCAUGUGAAGAUAUUGACGAGAUUACGAGGCGUGGUUGACUCUGGGCCCUUUUUACAAGCAAGCAUCUUGGCCAUUCGGUUGAUUUUUUUUUUCAUGUUAAGAAGCUUUUCCAAAAGCUCAUCUCAUUUUAGAGAUACCCAGGUUUUCGUUCUUUCUAUUCAGCGGGUGGAUGUGUGCGUGGUACUGCGACUGCUAUUGCUACUCAUGUUCAAGUUUGAGCGACAGCGAGGGGCAUUGUGAGCGCUUUAGCAUAUGGAGUAUUGUAGUUCUAUCUGAUGGUGGAUGGAAGGGAAAAGUGGCCGGACAAGCUUCUAUUCUGUUCGUUCUUGUCAAUCACUAAUGAAGGAAAGGGUUUGUUUUUGUUUGAAUUUGUAGUAGAGGAGAAAUUGGAAAAGAAUAUUAUUCUUUCUUGUUUUUUGUCUUUUUUUAGAAAGAAAAGAAGAGACCCAAAAGGGGGGAGGAACCAAAAGACAUGAUGGGAUGGGAAAUGAGUAGGACAAGAGAUGGAUGAUUUAUUUUUUGAGAUGUCAGGAUAAACGGAUUACCAGGUGAUUUAACUCGGUGUCUUGCCUUGCCAUACGUACAGCAUUGGUAGUUAUCUGAGUGGACCUCCCUUUUUGUCUCUCUUCUUCUU